Molecule: messenger RNA, 1328 nt
Organism: Dicrocoelium dendriticum
Lineage: Eukaryota; Metazoa; Platyhelminthes; Trematoda; Plagiorchiida; Dicrocoeliidae
Source: the annotation of a GenBank genome assembly
CUUCAAAUUGUUUUCAUGUUGCGAGGAGGAAUCUAUUGUAUUGGUUAAGAAUGAAAGGCAGUAAGCGUGACAGUCAGAAAUUCCGAUGGAAAUUCACAAAAUCAAUGUUAAGAAGGCCAUUGGAAAAGUCCCCAGCCUUGGUAAUGGUUCAUCAAGAGAAAUGGCAAUGGCAUGGCACAAUAUUGGCUAUUCUCACUAUCGCAUUGAUUUCCGGAGUGAUUGUACUGGCUGCGUUAUUCUUUACUUCAUGGGGAAGCAAAAUACAUUAUCAACAUUUUACCGUCGGAGAACUACUGUGGGUUAGUCGGAGAUACAAAGAUCCCGCUUACUUCUGGCACAAGGAUUUAUUCAUCGUUGCCACUCCUAAUGGAAGUUGGUACCAGAUGAACAUAUCAGGAACUAUUCCUGCAACCUUUGCUGAAUCGCUUAAGUCAGCACAAACCAUCUCUUUGAACACGAAGGAGUUUGAGCCGGUUUCUGGUUUGUGGCCCAACUCUGAAAAGUCCGCAUGGCUAAUUGAGCACCAAAGAACGUCUAUCCGGACCCAAGAAAAAUGUUUUCGAUAUACCGUGAUUUUACUGAAGAGCGGACUUCGCAUUGAAGUCAAGCUGACAGAAGGACAUCGAACAGAGGAACAGUUGCACUUCGCAAGAUGGACAGACCAAGCCGAAUUUUCGCUGCUUGUACAAAGUGGCUCUCACUUAUACUUCACCAGGAGCAUCGUGGAUCGGUCAAGUUCUGGAUUUCAAUGUCUAACAUGUCGAUUACCAAAGGGAUGGACCUAUGCGUACCCAGGGUGGAUUUAUCGAUACUACUUCGGCUAUGGACAGGUGGGAGCGUUUUGGAAAAGUGGAAAUUCCGACAUACUGGUGCUGGCCACAAAUGAAGACCAUUUGAAGACGCUACCCAUCGUGCGCUAUCAAACAUCCGUGGGUGACUUUUCAACGGACGUUGAAGCAGCAGUGCAUACUCCAUAUCGGCCACUGAGUAAACCACUUCGAGUGCCUAAGAUCAAGAUCAUCUUGAUGGAUUUUUCGGGUAAACUGAAGAUUUCAUUCAAUUGGACAUUGCUGAGCACCCUGGUUGCACAAAUCCCAAAUGAAUCCAAUACGUCAAAUGAAACGAUCAAUUUCGUCCUUGCACACGUGGAGUGGUUUAACGAAACCAACUUUCUCCUAUUUGGUGUUUUCGACACCGAACGAUGUGGAUUCAUCUUACUGUGUUCCGUGUUGCAGGAACAAAUAGAGAAGCGAUGUCAACAUGUUUGGUAUCAAUGUAUUUGGAAAGGAUCGUUGAAUAUGGUAAGUGGUAAAUUGCAUUUAUAUUGA